AUGGAAGAAAACAGAAAAGAACUUGAAGAAGAAACACAAAGAUGGAAGGAUCAAUUAGGGUCGUAUGGCUCCAAACUCAACACAAAGAAGACAGAAUAUAUGGAAGUGGGAGGUCGAACUUCAGAAACCAUAUACAUCGAUGAGAAGCUAAUCAAGAAAGCGAGUACCUUCAAGUACCUGGGGAGUUGCAUCUCUGGCGAAGGAGGUCUUCAGGAUAAAACUGCCAGAAUAAACGCAUCUUGGAUGAAAUGGACAACCUUCACAGGAGCUCUCUGCAACAAGCAAAUGCCAGUGCAGCUCGAAUCCCCAAAUAUACCGUACUGUGAUCCGUUCCACAGCGCUGUAUGGCAGUGA
Molecule: messenger RNA, 354 nt
Organism: Strongylus vulgaris
Lineage: Eukaryota; Metazoa; Nematoda; Chromadorea; Rhabditida; Strongylidae
Source: the annotation of a GenBank genome assembly